AUGGCGAUUGCAACAUCGAUGAGUUUGAAUCUAAUUGGAGCGUUCAAAGGCUUAUCCCUCUCUUCAACCUCGUCUUUCCUCAGAGGCGAUUUGAAUCUAAACCCUAAAACCUCCUUCACUGUGAGGCUUCCCUUGGAAAAGCUCCAAGCUCCGAUUCCAUUGACGAUUGAAUCUGCGCACAAGAAAGGAGCUGGAAGUACCAAGAAUGGUCGUGAUUCUCCGGGACAAAGACUCGGCGUCAAGAUUUACGGUGACCAAGUCGCUAAACCCGGCGCCAUCAUCGUUCGUCAACGUGGCACUAAGUUCCAUGCUGGGAAGAACGUUGGGAUUGGUAAAGACCAUACAAUCUUUUCUUUAAUCGAUGGAUUAGUCAAGUUCGAGAAAUUUGGUCCUGACAGGAAGAAGAUUAGUGUGUACCCAAGAGAAGUUGUGCCAGAGAAUCCCAACAGUUACAGAGCAAGAAAGAGAGAAGCUUUUAGAGUGCAGAGGGAGAAGAAGAAGGCCCGACGCGAGAACUACACCUACACGCUUCCUACCCCUCAGCUGGUUCUUGCAUCUGCAGCGAUCGAUGAUGAGGAAACCAAUUCCGAUUGCUGA
Messenger RNA from Eruca vesicaria subsp. sativa (arugula), 597 nucleotides. NCBI's taxonomy places the organism in Eukaryota, Viridiplantae, Streptophyta, Magnoliopsida, Brassicales, Brassicaceae. The record is from the annotation of a GenBank genome assembly.